AUGCCUAUCAUAAAAGUCACCGUGUACGGCUUGAAGUCCACAUUCAGACAGGCUGAUGCUUCUUGCGAAGGUCUCAUUAUUCGCGACGACCCUGCGGCGGUUGGCGACUACAUCGCCAACUACAUCGCCAAGCGAAUAAACGACUUUGCUCCGACAGCAGAGAAACCGUUCGUACUUUGGCCUCCCAACAGGCUCAUCUCCCAUACCCACUUACCAGAGGCUUAUCAAGCUAUACAAAGAGGGCAAGGUGUCCAUGUUGUUACAUUCAACAUGGAUGAAUAUGUUGGUUUGCCUAGCGAACAUCCUGAAUCCUAUCACACCUUUAUGUUCAGAGAAUUUUUCUCCCAUAUCGACAUUCCUCCAUCACAGGUUAACAUCCUCGACGGCAACGCACCUGACCUGAUCGGAGAGUGCAAUGCGUACGAGUCGCGCAUAAAACAAUAUGGGGGUAUCGAACUUUUCCUGGCAGGUAUUGGGGAAGAUGGGCACAUCGCCUUCAAUGAACCAGGCUCCUCUCUCGCCUCUCGUACGCGUAUCAAGACCCUCGCCUAUGAUACUAUCCUCGCAAAUGCUCGCUUUUUCAAUGGUGACGUCUCCGCCGUGCCUCGUAUGGCUCUCACUGUCGGUGUCGCCACCGUUCUUGAGGCUCGCGAGGUCGUAGUUGUUGUCACUGGCCUCCGCAAGUCACUAAGCGCUCAGUCACGCUAUUGAAGGCGGAGUGAACCAUUUGGUGAGUGGAAUAUUCUGGAAAAAUUGAGGAUACACUUGUGCAUUUGUUGAUGACUUGCUACACUAGUGGACACUUUCUGCGCUCCAACUACACCCCUGGGCACUGAUCGUCGUUGAUGAAGAUGCCACUGCAGGUAUGCUACCCCUUUUCUUUCCCCUUACGCCCAC
Pisolithus orientalis is the source of this 897-nucleotide messenger RNA. RefSeq lists its product as uncharacterized. The transcript has 6 exons. The record is from RefSeq and is a predicted model, not a curated record. Gene Ontology annotation, cellular component: cytoplasm. Lineage: Eukaryota; Fungi; Basidiomycota; Agaricomycetes; Boletales; Pisolithaceae. Gene Ontology annotation, molecular function: glucosamine-6-phosphate deaminase activity; identical protein binding. Gene Ontology annotation, biological process: N-acetylglucosamine catabolic process; D-glucosamine catabolic process; N-acetylneuraminate catabolic process. Bases 1 to 711 code for a protein of 236 amino acids.